Molecule: messenger RNA, 297 nt
Organism: Paramecium tetraurelia
Lineage: Eukaryota; Ciliophora; Oligohymenophorea; Peniculida; Parameciidae
Exons: 2
Source: RefSeq, a predicted model, not a curated record
AUGAUUUUUGCAAAGGAAUUAGAAAAAACCUCAAUUAUGUAUUCGGUGUGUUUCGGAUUGAAGAUUACUUUAAUGAGUGACUUGUAUUUGGAACUACAAGAUUCAAGAAAAUUUAAGAUUUGCUUCUAUCGUGUUAAUAAUUUUGCCCAGCAAACCAAAGGAUACAGUCCUAUAUUAACAUUUAAGGUGUCAGAAUUUGACGAAACCUUAAAAAAGUUAAUUCAUUAUGGUGCUCAAUAAGAACAUAAUAUUUAGGAAUAAGACAAUUAAAAAGUAGUUUAUAUUACAAAUAAUUGA